Cyprinus carpio (common carp) is the source of this 7364-nucleotide messenger RNA. RefSeq names its product pecanex-like protein 2. The record is from RefSeq and is a predicted model, not a curated record. Gene Ontology annotation, cellular component: membrane. Lineage: Eukaryota; Metazoa; Chordata; Actinopteri; Cypriniformes; Cyprinidae.
UGACUCAGUGAGCAGCAGAGCAUCGCUAUGAAUCAGUCCCUUCCUCCCUCCUCUCCGCUCAUGUGAAGGAGGAUGCUGCUAGGUGCCUUUCACCGCACAAAACCAAUGUCCCUAUGCUGGGAAACAGGGAGCCAAGGCGUGGACGAUGAAAAAGAAAAUUAAACGGCUUCAAGGAAGGAUGUAGAGGCAGCUUCUGUAAAUAUGUAAUCGCGCGCAGGGGUAGCGAGUCGAGGACGGUAGCGGUGUGAAUUCGCAGCUUGCAGCAUGAUGAUAUAUCUGUAGCGACCAUUAUUGCAAAAAAAAUAUGGGCUCUCAAGUUGUGCAAACGCUACGCCAAGGAGUCUGGGCUUCACUGACCGGAGGAUGGUAUCAUGAUCCAGAGCAGAAUAAAUUCAACAAUUCAUGUCACCUGUAUUUAUGGAUGUUUUUGCUCAUGCUUCCAUUAUCUCUUCAUUUGGCUCUUCCACCCACCACUACUACCCUCAGUAUUUACUGCACCUCGGUGACAGUUUUCUUCAUUGUCAUUAAGAUGGUAAAUUAUCGCCUCCAUCUGAUGUUCGAUCAGGGCGACAUUGUAGCCCAGAAUAGUGUGCCUGACAUCAGCAAAGGUGUAGACAAGAAAAGCAACGCAUCUGAUUCCUGUCUUCCAUCUUUAAGGAAGAGCAGCACAGUUCCUGACAGUGUUGCCACAUCAGUAUUGACCAAAAACAGACUAAGUCCAGUAAUACAAGUCACAGUGAAACAGACUGAAACAGACCCUGGACUAAUUGGAGAGUGUCCAAAAUCUGAGGAGCUGAAGAAUAUAGAGGGUCAGAGUGAUGAACGAUCUAGGCCAGAGGCAGAGGAGCGACUCACCCCUGAGGAUGUGUUCAGUCCCAAUACUGACCAGUCUGCCCCACUCCUGCAGGGAGAGCAGAUUCCUUCAGCCCACAGGGACAAAGCUGAGGAUGAUCUUCCACUUUCCUCUGUGAAUGAAGAAGACAGUAUAGAGGAGAAAGACAAACCCCCAACUGACCCCAACAACAAUAAUACCUCUCUAGAAAUCACACGAGAAGCCGAUGAUGGAGAAACACCCGAGGAGAAUUAUUGCUCCGAUGAAAUUGCUGUGGUGCUGGUUGACAACUCGAGUCCCUCAGCCCACCUGGACGAGAGUGAUAUGGUGAAGAUCAUUAUCACAAUGAGCUGUGACCCACAGACAGCAGCCGAACUGGAGGAGUCCGUCAAACAGAGCAUCUUAGAGUCAGCUCAGUCCCAGCAGGGAGAAUCCGACUGUCCUGUUAAAAUUCCUGUCAUCACUUUCGAUUCGCCUCACGAAGUGGAGGAACCCUCUGCAGGUGAUGAAAAAGAAGAUAAACUGGUUGCAGGAGACAGCUCAGUUCAGGAAAAGUCUGAGCAUCAAGACAGUCUUCUUGCCAAAGAGCCGAUCAGUUCUGACUCUGCUCAAGAAUGCAAAGAAAUAGAGAGCAUUGAGCUUGAGAUGCCGAACCUGAGCCCCCAAGUGACCAAUAACAGCUCUUCAGGCAUUGAUGUGAAUUCCCACACUGAAGAAAAUGACCCACCUGAGCUUAAAGUGGAUGCUGAUGGAUUCUUGCAGAUCCCCUCAGUGUAUAUGAGGUGCACUCAGAGUGGAAGAACACAUGCUAGGGGACUCAGUAUUGACAGUGGACGAGAUGCUGUCCUUAUUAGCCACAGAGCUAAAGAUAAGCUCGGUACAAUGACCUCCUCUAAAUCAGACCUAGAAGCCAAGGAGGGACAGAUACCCAAUGAGUCCAACUUUGUUGAGUUUGUGUCUUUGCUGGAGUCAAUCAAUAGCACCAGAUUUGGGGGAGGAAAUGAGGCUGAGAAGGAGAAUGAAGACAGAAAUGAGCAAAGUAUGAUGGCGGAGAAGAACUCAGAUGUGUCAGAAUCCACAGGACAACAAAAAGAGCAUCCAAAUCCCCCAAACAGUCUGGCUACGGACACGAUGAAAACCAUUCCAGAAACUCUCAUUCCUAUUGUCUCUCCAGAGAGUCCACAGACAGAUAAGGAGAGGGACCCUGAUUAUGAUUCUCUGCCCUCACAAACGUCCCAGUCAGAGAGCUCUAUGCUUCAGGUCAUCUGUAGACCGGAGGCUACAUCCAAAGAGGAGGUUUACACUUUUCACACUGUUCACAGAGAGAGACCUCGGAAACUGUACAAUGAAAGAGCUCUAAACUUACCCCUUGGUGCCGAGCUCAUCACAGGCAACAUGUGUGAUCUCCUGUCCACAUCCUCUAACUCCGAGUGCCAGGACGGGUUAGUGGGAGGUCCUUCUGAAUGCCCCUUCCAGCGACGUAUCCUUCCAACUCGCCGACUCCGGCCCAGGAGAACCCAUCCGGAAAUCUUCCAGGAGGAGGACUCCUUAGAUGAAUCAUCUGAGACAUCAACCCAAGAGAAACCUUCAAGAAAGCUGUACUACAAACUAAAGGUUUUUCCUGGGAAAUGGGUGAACAUAUUGUACGAUCGCUUAACCUUGAUGGCAUUGUUAGACAGAAAUAAGGAUAAGACUGAAAACAUGGUGGCUGUAUUCUUAGCUUUCUUGGUGGCUUUUCUGGGGUUUGUGCUUCUAAAUGAGGGUUGCUUCAAAGACAUCUGGGUCUUUCAGUUCUGCCUGGUCAUUGCUAGCUGUCAGUAUUCCUUGCUGAAGAGUGUUCAGCCAGAUGCGGCUUCACCUACACAUGGCCAUAAUCAAAUUGUCAUCUACAGUCGUGCUGCAUUUUUCUGUAUGUUCUGUGGCCUUAUUUGGAUUUUGGAAAUAUUGUUGCGAACACCAGACCUCCCUGUGUCCACCAUCUAUGGCAUCACAAUAGUAACAUCAGACGCCCUUCAGUAUCUGCAAGACAUUUUAGUCGGGUUUACAUACUGCUUUCCAGUAACAUUCCUUCUUGGCCUCUUUCCACAAAUCAACACUUUUGUUAUAUACUUUUUAGAACAAAUUGACAUGCACUUUUUUGGAGGGACAGCUGCAACUGGGCUCCCAUCUGCUGUGUACUGCAUAGUACGAAGUCUUAUAGCGCUAUCUUUACUCUACGGAUUCUGUCUUGGCGCUUUGAAGGAGCCUUGGGAUGAACAGCAUAUUCCAGCACUUUUCUCUGGUUUCUGUGCCCUGCUAGUUGUCCUGUCCUAUCAUCUUAGUCGACAAAGCAGUGAUCCAUCUGUGUUAUUCUCAUUGAUUAAGUCCAAGCUGAUGCCGUCACUUGGACAAGGUGAGGAAGACGAGGAGGAAAUACCUGCUGCAAGCACAGACCCUCUUCCAGAGAAACUCAGAGUCUCAGUGAAAGAGAUUUUACUGUCAGAUCUGGUUGUCUGUAUUCUUGCCUCAGUUUUGACCUUUGCAAUAACAGCCAGCACGGUUUUCCUUUCUUUACGGCCAUUUGUGUCCAUAGUGCUGUAUGCAUUAGCAGCCACUGUGGGCUUUGUCACCCACUAUCUCAUCCCUCAGUUACGGAAACACCAUCCCUGGCUGUGGAUCUCUCAUCCUGUGCUGAAGAGUAAGGAGUACUCACAGUUUGAACCCAGAGAGGAUGCUCACUUGAUGUGGUUUGAGCGUCUCUAUGUGGGGCUGUUGACUUUUGAGAAGUAUAUCGUCUACCCAGCCAUUGUCCUCAGUGCACUUACCAACGAUGGCUUCGCCCUCAGCCAUCGAAAGAAAUUAGGAAUACACUGUGAUGUCUUGUUGAUGACAGUUGCUGGGAUGAAGCUUCUUCGUGCCUCCUUCUGCAAUCCCAGCUACCAGUUCCUCACGCUCAUCUUCACCAUCAUCUUCUUUGAGUUCGACUGCAGCAGUGCCUCUGAGACAUUCCUGCUCAACUUCUUCCUCAUGUCCAUAGUCUUCAACAAGCUUUGGGAUCUUCUCCACAAGCUACACUUCAUUCUGGUGUAUAUCGCCCCCUGGCAGAUAGCAUGGGGUAGUGCAUUUCAUGCAUUUGCACAACCCUUUGCUGUACCUCACUCUGCCAUGCUGCUGCUGCAGACAUUCAUCACGACGCUCUUCUACACACCACUCAGCCCAUUCCUCGGGAGCGCCAUUUUUAUCACCUCUUAUCCGCGGCCUGUAAAAUUCUGGGAGAGGAACUACAACACCAAACGAAUUGACAACUCCAACAGCCGACUGGUGUCUCAGGUAGACAAAGAGACUGGCUGUGAUGACAACAACCUCAACUCAAUCUUCUACGAGUACCUGACACGCUCCUUGCAGCAUUCUUUAUGUGGAGACCUGAUGCUGGGCCGCUGGGGGAAUUACUGUGCUGGAGAUUGCUUCAUCCUGGCUUCUGACUACCUUAAUGCACUUGUUCACCUCAUCGAAGUUGGCAACGGUCUGGUCACCUUCCAGCUACGAGGCCUGGAGUUCAGGGGUACUUACUGUCAGCAGCGGGAGGUGGAGGCCAUCACGGAGGGUGUAGAGGAGGAUGAUUCUUGCUGCUGCUGUGAGCCGGGUCAUUUGCCCCAUGUGCUGUCCUGCAAUGCUGCUUUCAACCUCCGUUGGCUGGCCUGGGAGGUGACCACCACUAAGUAUCUGCUGGAGGGCUACAGCAUCAGCGAGAACAACGCUGCCACCAUGCUGCAAGUUUAUGACUUGCGCAAGCUGCUCAUAACUUACUACCUUAAGAGUAUCAUCUACUACCUGGUGAUCAACCCCAAGCUGCAGAUAUGGGUUAAAGACCAGUCCAUUCAGGAAGCCCUGCAGCCGUACACCAAAUGGCAUCACAUCGAGAAGGACCCGGCUGUGUUCAGCAUGAAGAUUGAUGAGGACUAUGUCCACUGUCUGCAGGGGGUCACCAGAGCCAGCUACUGUAACGUCUACCUGGAGUGGAUCCAAUACUGUGCCAACAAACUAGAGGAGCCAGUGGACAGCGAUGAAGAUUCUCCAUUGGUUACUCUGUGUUUCGCUCUAUCUGUUCUUGGACGAAGGUCUCUCAGCACAGCAGCACAUAACAGAUCCAACAGUCUGGAGUCAUUCCUCUAUGGCUUCAACACGUUGUUCAAAGGUGACUUCCGUAUUGCUGCUAAAGAUGAAUGGGUUUUUGCUGACGUGGACCUGCUACAGACGGUGGUGGCCCCAGCUGUGAGAAUGAGUCUGAAACUUCACCAGGACCACUUCACGAGCCUGGAGGAGACGGAGGAGCCUGCCGUGCUUUACGAGGCCAUAAGCAACUACAGAACCAGUCUAGUAAUAUGUCACGAGAGCGACCCUGCCUGGAGAAGAGCAGUACUAUCCAGUCGAGACACACUGCUCACGCUCCGGCACAUGGUCGAUGAAGGCGCGGAUGAGUACAAGAUCAUCAUGCUCUACAAAAGACAUCUCAGCUUCAAAGUUAUAAAGAUAAAUAAAGAAUGUGUGCGAGGGCUGUGGGCAGGUCAGCAGCAAGAGCUCAUCUUCCUCCGGAACCGCAAUCCUGAGCGUGGAAGCAUCCAGAACUCAAAGCAGGCUCUGCGAAAUAUGAUCAACUCCUCCUGCGACCAGCCCCUGGGUUACCCCAUGUUUGUGUCCCCCCUCACCACCUCGUAUAUGGGAACUCACAAGCAGAUCAGAGACAUAUGGGGCGGCCCUCUCAGUUUGGAGAGCAUUCGCACCUGGCUGCUCUCCAGGUGGUUUCGGGUGAGGAAAGAUAACCUUACAAGCUGUAAUAGUGGCAUGAAUAUGGAGGAUGUGGAUUGUACUGGUUCCUCCUUAAGUCAGAAUCAUAACUCCGCCACAUCCCAGAGCCUAAGCCUUUAUCAUGGCCGCCCUCGCAGCUCCCAGUCCAGACACCACGGAGCUCACCGGGAGUAUCGCAGUCGCUCAGUGCAACCUCAAGGCCAGAGGCCCCCCGUCACCAGUCGAUCAGGUCCCAUCCUGGACAGCCAGCAUGGCUCAGGCACAGGAGUCCCUGGGCUAGUGCAGCGCCUUUCCAACAGCCAGCUAUCCUUCAACACCUCCUCCAUUGCCUCUGUCUUUUCCCAGGUGCCUCGUUUGUCCACAACAGGGCCUCUGGCUUCAGCCGCAGGUCCUCGCUCCAGCCAGGUGUCUUCCUCCAGCUCCACACUGAGCCUGCUUGGCAAGCGGAGCUUCUCCAGCGGCUUGGUCAUCUCAGGCCUCUCUGCAGCUGAGGGGGGAAACACCAGCGAUACGCAGUCCUCAAGCUCCGUCAACAUCGUCCUGGGCCCGUCCUGUCGCUCGAGUCGCGCAACGCAGCAGUGGACAUCAGAGGCGUACGAGAGCAUAGAUGCCACCUCCACCAUUGCCACAGGACCCAAGGUCCACAGCACAGACAAGAGCCAAGACGACUCCACUUCAGCCUUCCACGAGGCUCCGGAGGAGAAGACCAUAUGAGACCACAACCACCAAAUGCCUCAGCCCAGCAUGAUCAAACACAUGAGCCCUCAAGUAAUGUACAUUACAGACGUCUUUUUGUAAAACUAAACAUCUGCCAUGUGUAGAAAUGUAAGUAUCCUAUUAAAGGGAAAAGAACCGCUCUUCUGAGGAACAAAAAAAAAAAAAAGAUGAAAAGUCAAAAAAUGUUUAUGGCUAAAAAUGAUUUAUGAGAGUGGGCAAAAGCUUGUUACUGUCCAUCUCUGAGAUUAAAUGGUGGAAUCUGGUGACUACAAAUAUUUCCAUUUGCACCUUGAGUGCAUGCACUUCAUGAACACCAUCACUCACAGCGGUGACUGUUUUUAUAGAGUGGCAAAAUGAGAAAUGUUUCUCAAGUAAUGUAAGAUCAUGUGACUAAAAGUGUCAAGUAUGGUUGCAUAGUAGUUUUCUUGCACUGCUGUUUUGAAACGUGUUGUGAUCCAGAUGUGUCAUUGAUAUAUAUUAUAAUACAAGCCCUGCAAGGAUUCUGAGGUGGUUACUGAUGCAUUAAAAGCAGUGACAAGAGAAAUGUUAUUUCUGUAAAUCUUGUAAAAACAACAACUAAAAGUUGCCAUGUUCACUCUUUGGCACACGAUGUGUAUGCACUUUCCUCUGAUGUUUUAUCAUUAAUAAGAUGAAUAAUUGGCCAAAAGAAAAUCGUUGUAAAUUGAUCUUUACAUCCCUGAGUAUGGCAAGCACAAUCUAAGAGUUGAAGAGUGUGUACUAUAUUCAUAAAUUCCUCCAAGAACUAAAAGGAUGGAGGAGUUUCAUGGAUCUGGAACUAUAGUUGAUAAAAGCAAAAUGUGCAUUUUUACAAUUUGAAACAUGGGGCUUCCAGUGUAUUUAUUAUGUGACGGGAGUCUGUAUGAUGUGUUGUAAUAUCAGAUAUUUCAUGGCAAGUCUAGCCCUUUAAUAUGAUUUGCAUAUUAUAAUGCUCCCAUAAAUAGGGAGAUCUCAAAAACCUAAAAUACACUCCCAUUAACACAAUUUGAAUAAAAAAAAUGUUGAAAAAUAA